Cuscuta campestris is the source of this 809-nucleotide messenger RNA. NCBI's taxonomy places the organism in Eukaryota, Viridiplantae, Streptophyta, Magnoliopsida, Solanales, Convolvulaceae. The record is from the annotation of a GenBank genome assembly.
ACCUUGAAAAUAAAAUGGGAAGAACAUUUGCCUAUUUCCGUACGGAGUAAUUCGGAAGGAGGUAUUGUGUUGGUCCACCUCACAAAAAAGGUGGUGGCGCACAUUUAGAACAAGAGUACAAUUGGGACUGGGGCAAAAGGGCCGCCGCGAUGAAUAGUGGCAGUGUGUGGGAGCAUUUGCCGCUUCUGGUGAGAGCCAACUCCAAAGAGUCGGUGGAAUACAUAUUCCAAGCCCUAUGGAGGACUCGCAAGACCGGACUCGACGCCGCCGACCGCCGGAUUUUCCAGGAAAUGCUCAACCUCCCCGGCGGAGAUUCCGAUCUCGACCCUCUUUUGGUGUGCCUGCGUAUUUUGAUUCGAAGAUGUGUAUUCGAAGGUAUCAAGAAGGAUGAGAUUCAGAUGUUGUUUCCAGCCGGGGUCCUGCCUGAAUUGCAGAGAUUAUUAACACUUCUGCUCCAAAAAUUUCAAAAGGAGUGGCAAGAAGAUGUUGCGAAUGAUCGGGUAGUCUUAUGCCAGGGGAAUGACAAUACUGUAGCUUGAGACCCCCCUGUGGCUAUUUUUAUAUUGAAGCUUGAAAGUGAUGCGGCCUCUUACUCUAACAAAAAGGAUCGUAGAUCGAGUUGGGAAAAGAGUCAUAUUAUGCCCGUUUUCAGUUAACUCCGGAUUUCAGAUUAUUGUCCCCAAGGGAAUGUAAGAUUAGAGGGAUAUGACAUUUUUAUCCAAGUAAUAUGAGAUUUUUUAAGUGAUGCAUCAUAACUUUGGUUUAGCUAAUGUGAUUACAUUGCCGUAUUGCUUUGGUUUUGUUAAUAU